GUGCGACCACCGCUCGUCUCACGGUCGUCCCCACCGUCAUCACCGUCAUGCUCUCCGCCCUCUCCAGGACCGCCGCAAGAGCGUUGAGCCCACAGGCGCGAUGGGAUGACUGGAGCAGUUCCCAGGAACCAUACGAUGCAGAAAUCUUGUAUCUUGACCUGGAGCUGUGCGACGUGCUCAGGCCGCUCCCUGAGAUCGCUUGGUCGAAGAUCGCGCAUUUGUGCUCAAGAACAGUUUCUCCUGCGUAUCGGAAGCUACGCGACACGUUCCAAGAUGAUAUGGAUCGCCUUGCAGGUAUCAUGGCAGAACUGGAGCUGAGCUCAGUUGAAGCCGCGGAACACGCCGCACGUUUCGAGGAUGCACCUUUCUGUCAUGGCAGAACCUCGUAUCUAGAACGGCCGCCCAGCAAAAGACGGAGAUCCUCCGCUGCCACGGACGACAACGCGCCACUGGUGAUCCCGGGCUUUGACCCCUCUAUACCCACCAUCGUCAUCACGCCCUGCCCGUCGCAACCCCGGGAAGCCGCCUGCCUCGUGCCCUUCCAGGACGCACAGUUCGGCAACAGACUCACUGUGCCGACGCACCCCGCGCUGAACAGCGCGUUUCCGCCGCAGAUGGCGAUGCCCGUUCCGCUUGUGGAACACUGGCGGUACGAGGACGGGCACUGGGCAGCCUUGCUGCCACAUCCGGAGGAGCAGGUGAAAAGAGGCAUGUUCUCGCGGCCGCUGCCGAGUAGGAGGCGCAAGGUGUGCGUGGGGCGUCGCCAUCGUGCCUGACAUGCUGCACCACGAGUGCCGAGUGCCUUGCCCUUAAUGCGGUUCAUGACUCCGGUCCUUGAAUGUCUAAACCGACUCCUGGACGUGUCUGCCCUACAUAGGGCCUUCGUUUAGUGCGAAAGGUGAUGAUGUGUCCUGAAAAGUACAGCUUGGUUAUGUGACUUUCCCAGUGUACAUGGAUGACUCGGCUAUUCCUCUCGGAGCGAGGAACUUUCGCAGGGUCGGGCGGCCAAGAUGUUUGGAAUGCGGUGUAGAGGUUGAGGCGUGGUUUACAGCCGGCCGUCCUGUGUAGUUAUGUACGAUCGUACUGCAUGUUACGUAUCGAACCAUGGGAGUUCAGCC
This is a messenger RNA of Laetiporus sulphureus 93-53, 1118 nucleotides long. RefSeq lists its product as uncharacterized. Bases 48 to 776 code for a protein of 242 amino acids. The transcript is spliced from 4 exons. NCBI's taxonomy places the organism in Eukaryota, Fungi, Basidiomycota, Agaricomycetes, Polyporales, Laetiporaceae. The record is from RefSeq and is a predicted model, not a curated record.